AUGUCAAACGCCACAUGUUUAUGUAAAUGAAUACAGAACAUAAUGAAAUGCGACCCCUCGGUGACGUGCCGGUGAUAUGUUGGUUCGUAAUGUUGCGUAACUGCGGUCAGCGCAGAAGUUACACCCAGUUACAGUUACAGUUAUCAGCUCAGAAAAGCCAUCACAGAAAAGUUGCAUCAUAAUAUAAAGGUAAGAUGAAUUUGGAGGAGUAUUUCCAAAGGAUUGGUUUCCAUGGUUGUCAUGGCAAAGCGGAUCUUGCAACACUGAAGUUGAUCCACAGACUGCACAUCAUGUCCAUCCCGUUUGAAAACCUCAGCAUUCACUGUGGGGAGAGGAACGUCGUGGACCUUGAGGUUAUUUUCAAUAAGAUAGUGAGGAGUGGCCGUGGAGGCUGGUGCCUUGAGAACAACCACCUGUUUGGGUGGGUGCUGAGGGAAAUGGGCUUUGACACCACAACCUUGGGCUCCAGAGUCUUCAACAGCAUUGUCAACGACUUUGCUCCUUUGGAGGAACAUCUCAUUAACAUGAUUAUAAUUGAUGGGAAGCCUUAUAUGGCAGAUGUAAGCUUUGGGGUGUCAUCCCAAAUUUGGGAACCUCUGGAGCUCAUCUCUGGAAAGGAUCAACCACAGGGUCCGGGCAUCUUCCGACUAGUCGACAGAGGAGACAUCUGGGUGCUGGAGAAGACGGGUCGAAAACCAGAGGUUGUCAAUCCAGAAUUUGCCAAAUCCAGUUUGGUGGACAGACAGUUGACGAAGCAGAUCUACUGCUUCACCUUGGAGCCUCGUCAGGCUGACAGCUUCAUUGAGAGGAACGAAGCUCUUCAAACAGACCCAACAUCACUGUUCACCAACAAGUCCAUCUGCUCCCUGCAGACGCCGACAGGAUUCAAAGCUCUGAUUGGCUGGACCUACAGCGAGGUCACGUACAAGCCUGAGGAAGGCGUUGACGUCUUAGACAUGAGAGACAUAACUGAUGAGGAGAUGGAUCAAGUUCUGAGGGAACAGUUCAAUGUGAAGCUGCAGAAAAAACUGAAACCUGUGAACAAGAAAGCAUGCUACACGCUCUAGAAAACAGCUUCAGCAUCUUUUUUUGUUGCUUUAAUUUUGAGAUAAGUGCAUGCCUUUCAAAGCAUAUUGAAGAUUCAUUUAAACUGCAAAUGUUUUUACUCUACACAAUUAAAGCUUGGCAUUCAUAUAGCUGAAAAGAAGGAAAAUUAUGUUUUUAAUCAGUUUGUUCUGUUUUAUCCUCUGAUUCAUUUAAAAGUACAAAGUUGGAUAGUCAGCAUGAACAUUUAACUCUAAUAAUCAACAUGAUAUAUUUUUAUGCAACAAUUGAAUGGAGGGAAAGGAUAAGAGCAGGGAAAAAAGAUUACAUUGUUUUCAUUCUUAAUACUGUAUAAAUUCUUUACUUGCAUGAAUUACUCUCUUCAUUUUCCAAAUAUGAUUAUGAAAAUCCCAUCCAUGUGGUUUGACACAAAUAUGAGAAAUAAUAUUGAAACAUGUUUUCCAAUUCCUACUGUGUCCUUAAAGCCAUAUUAUGCACUUAUUUACUUCUUUGUAGCCAAAAUUGUUCUGACCAAAGACGUUUGUAUUUUUCUUUUGUGUUAAAUUGUACGUCUGAUAAUAAAUUGAUUUAAAAAAUAAUAAAUGAGUCAAAUAUAA
This is a messenger RNA of Cololabis saira (Pacific saury), 1661 nucleotides long. RefSeq names its product arylamine N-acetyltransferase, pineal gland isozyme NAT-10-like. Lineage: Eukaryota; Metazoa; Chordata; Actinopteri; Beloniformes; Belonidae. Gene Ontology annotation, molecular function: acetyltransferase activity. The transcript is spliced from 2 exons. Bases 195 to 1067 code for a protein of 290 amino acids. The record is from RefSeq and is a predicted model, not a curated record.